AUGGCGGAAUUCAUCUCACCAUCUCCUUCAUCGCAAACCUCUCCGGCCUUCGCCGCUGCACACUCUCGCGCUCGGCCUUCCCUCUCCAUUGACAUCACCAGCCUUCCUCCUCUCUCUCAACCGACACCACCUUCCAAUACUCUCAUCAUCACCGAGCUCAAUGACCUCGUUCUCUUCCAGCCGUCCUCUCUGGAAUCCAUCCGCAAUCAGAUCACCGUGGUCGCUCGGUUGAACUCCUUCUCCCCACUACCCUCAUUCCGUCGCAUUAUCUGCUCCUUCCACUCCGAUGAGGAUGCCAUUGCCGUCCGCAAGAUGCUCGAGGGUACUCGCCUGUUAAACCGCAACGUGCGCCCUCGUAUCUACUUUGGUGAACCCACGCCCAUCCUGAGCCAAGAGGAGACCCAGCGCAAACAGCUGCUGGAGGCGCCUCAACUCGACAAGCUCUUCUUCAUUUCGCCUCCUCCCAGUCCCCCUCACGGCUGGCAGAUGCGCAAUGAGGACCCUCCCAACAAGGAGGUUCAUGCCAGUGAUCUGGCGACUGCUCUCGCCAAUCUCAGAACAGAUCCCUCCUCCGAUUCGAUGAAUGUCGAUCCUGCGACUCCGGUUUCCAUCAGCUUCGAUCAGCGUACGGGGAGCUUUCCGAUGGCCGGAGCGCCACAGCAACAGCGCAGCCGAAGUAGCACUAUCAUCUUCCAUCCCGAGGACCACGGCCACAGCCCCAAUCUUCCUGCUGUGAUGGUGGAAGACACAAGUCUGCCCGUGGACGAGGACAUGGAUAUGGAGCUGGACGCCCAGUGGAGUCCAGUGGAGAUGUUCAUCAACAAGACGCCUCCCAAGACAGCUCGGCCUCCUGUGGAGCUGAUGCAUUAG
Molecule: messenger RNA, 870 nt
Organism: Penicillium diatomitis
Lineage: Eukaryota; Fungi; Ascomycota; Eurotiomycetes; Eurotiales; Aspergillaceae
Gene: cbpA
Product: putative calcineurin binding protein
Exons: 1
Coding region: 1-870 (289 amino acids)
Biological process (GO): calcium-mediated signaling
Cellular component (GO): cytoplasm; nucleus
Molecular function (GO): calcium-dependent protein serine/threonine phosphatase regulator activity; nucleic acid binding
Source: RefSeq, a predicted model, not a curated record